This is a messenger RNA of Parastagonospora nodorum SN15, 1386 nucleotides long. RefSeq lists its product as hypothetical. Gene Ontology annotation, cellular component: phosphatidylinositol 3-kinase complex, class III, type II; phagophore assembly site; phosphatidylinositol 3-kinase complex, class III, type I. The record is from RefSeq and is a predicted model, not a curated record. Bases 1 to 1386 code for a protein of 461 amino acids. Lineage: Eukaryota; Fungi; Ascomycota; Dothideomycetes; Pleosporales; Phaeosphaeriaceae. The transcript has 2 exons. Gene Ontology annotation, biological process: cellular response to nitrogen starvation; autophagy; autophagosome assembly.
AUGGCCAACGAUAGCAAGUCGCAUGGGCUCUACUGCCAGAAAUGCCGCACGCCCAUAGAUAUCGAUGCCUCGAUUGACCAGCUCAAUCCGGCUGCCUUCAAGCUGCUGACUGACUCAACUGUUCCCGGCCAGCAAGCCUCCAAGUCCGCUCCUCCGCGCCAGUCACGCCCUACCUACCCCUCGUCAAGACACCAGACCUACGAGACUGCGAUACAAUCCGCGAGGAACCCUACCUUCAAGCGCAAUGUACCGACUUCGAGAUUCCAGCAUGGCGCAGGGACUCAGAACCCAGCCAUGUCCUUCGUUGAUGUGCACAUGUCCGAGUCUAUGCUAGAUCCACCGUCCCCAACACCAGUGCGUAGUCCCGAGCGACCAGUGCAAGCUGGAGAGAGACCCACGAAUGAGGCCACGCGGAGAGCAAGCGUCACUGGAGGUUCAGGCACAGUAGGGGGAACCAGCAUGGCAGAUGGCUUAGAGACCACAAAUCGCAUGUUCGAGAUCUUGUCAUCACGCUCAGACAUCGACCACCCGAUAUGUAUCGAGUGUACAGAGCUGCUUGUAGACGGCCUGCAGCAGCGACUCGGCGUUGCGACACGAGAACGCGAUGCCUACGUAGACUAUCUCCGCCGCGCCAACACCGACGUGCCCAGCGCCGAAGAAGUCAAAGCGGCCGACACCGCGCUUAAAACUGCCAAGAAGACCGAGGCAGCAGCCAUAUCGAACCUCGAGAAGCUCGAGUCCGAGAAAGCAGAGCUGGAUGCCCAACUUGCCGCUCUCGAAGCAGAAGCACGCCAACUCGACCAAGAAGAGAAUGGUUUCUGGAAGGAUAGGAAUGCGUUCAACUCGACCUUGACAGAGUUCCAGAAUGAGCGCGAUGCUCUCACCACACGACAUGCACACGACGCUCAAGUCCUGAAUCAACUCCAACGCAGAAGCGUGUACAACGACACCUUCAACAUCACCCACGACAACCACUUCGCCACCAUCAACGGCCUCCGACUCGGCCGCUUACCGACACCCUACGUAGACUGGCCAGAAAUCAACGCCGCCUGGGGCCAAACAUGUCUGUUACUCGCCACACUCGCCGAGCGUCUGGGCUACAAAUUCCAAGGCUACGAAUUGCACCCCAUGGGCUCAACAUCCACCAUUCUCAAAACUCGAAGUCAAGGGCAGCACCUCCGUCGCCGAGUCUCGCCAAUCAUCCACCACCGCCUCACCAUCUGUUUCGCGCCAGCGCUUAGGAGCUGUAUUCCUCUGGCGACUUCCCUAUCAACUUUGGCUUCCUGCAUCGCAAGUUCGACACCGCCAUGGUCGCCUUUCUGGAAUGUCUACGACAGCUUGGCGAGUUUGUGGAGAACCAGGGUAUACAUGCCGGCAGCAGUUUGA